Brassicogethes aeneus is the source of this 1837-nucleotide messenger RNA. The record is from the annotation of a GenBank genome assembly. Lineage: Eukaryota; Metazoa; Arthropoda; Insecta; Coleoptera; Nitidulidae.
GUAACAUACUCUUCGAUACGCCAUCCCGCCUCGAAUCCUGCCGAAAGAGUUAUGAAAGAGUUAGGCCGACUCUUCCGUACGUACUGUCACGAGAAACAUGCAGGUUGGGCCCAUCAUAUAAACAAUAUAGAGGACUUGUUUAACAAAAUCCCACACCUAAGUACGAGGUACAGUCCAUAUGAAAUAAUCUUUGGUCAUAAACCCAACUACCAGCUAGACCAUUUAACGCAAAAGUAUUUACCGUCUAAACAACCACAAAAUAAAGAAGAUAUGUAUAAAAACGUUCGAGACAACCUACAACAAAACGCGGUACAACGUAGUAAACAAACAAAAGGCCAAGACGAGUUAAACAUAGACGAUUGGGUAUUAUUAAGAACAAACCCAAUUUCAGAGGCAGCAAGUAAGUUUAUCGCAAAGUUCGCGCCACUGUAUGACGGUCCGUUUAAAGUCAUCGCAAAACCGCAUCCUAAAGCCGGAUUUAUAGUUCUUAAAAGUAGGAGUAGCAGUAGCAGUAAGCAAGUGUUGCCAAUAUAAUAAUAUAAAUGCUGCAAUGUGAUUGGCUGGAGUAGCGUUCAGUAGCAACCAAGGUCGUUGGCGUAAGAGAUGACCAAGUUUUAACUUUUCUUACUUCUACUCCUACUCCAGCCAAUCACAUUGCAGACAUUUAUGAAGACAUUUAUGUUGGCAGCACACAGUUGGUACUUUAAUCCCUACUUAGCGUCUUGUUUUUGUUUUUUAUUUUGUUUAUCUAAGUUUAGUUUGGUUUUUUUAAGUUAAAGUGUUUGUUAAAGUGUUUUGUUAAUAUAAUGGAUAUAGGAUUAUUUAUAUUAUUAAUCCAAUCAUUUCCGCAUUUGUGGAACCUAAGAAACAAAGACUUUAAAAAUGCGGAAAUGAAGGAGCAAAGUUGGCUUCAGUUGGCGGCGACCAUGGAAUGCACUGUUGCUGAAUGUCAAAAGCAAUGGAAGAGCCUAAGGGACCGCUACUCAAAAGAGAAGCGAGCUCUACCCUCAGGCUCUGGUAGUGGUGGGUCCAAGUGGGAAUUUUUUAAAGCCCUAGCCUUUUAUGACAGCUGCUUGGUUCCCAGAAAGAGGACGUCAACAACAAAAAGAUUGCCUGCAGAGGUGAAAGAGUCCUCUACAAGCAAGGAGUCCAUUGAGGGGAGCCCUUGGAGCUCUCUCCAGCAAAUGAUACCAGCUGAGGAGUCUUUAUUCGAGGUCAAUGAGGAGUAUGAGGAAGAAUCAUUUAGCCAAGAUGAGCCUCUCUAUGAGUCGCAGCCACAAUCAAUGCCUGCUACCUCUGCGUCCCUGAUGGCUGUAAUGCCCUCUACAUCCAGGACAUCAACCUCCAGGAUAUCUACUCCCUCGACCUCUGGGGCAGCAACCCCCUCAACUUCUGGUACAGCCACCCCCUUGACCUCUGGAACAGCAACCCCCUCGACCUCCAGGACAGCAGCCCCUGUGACCCAAAGUGGAAGAGGAAAAAAACGCAAGGCUGCCCCGGAAGUAACCGAGUUUAUGGACAUUGCUCGGAAUCUUUCAAGCCGCGUCGAUAACUAUGUGGAGCAGCGGCCUGGUGGGGUGAAUACUACAGUAACCAGCUAUAUAAGGGAGGUCCUGGAUUUGUUGGAUGCAAACAGAGCUCGUAGCUUGAGGAGGGCCUUGCUGCAAAUGGUGCAUGAGGCAGAUGAUGAUUAUAUGGAGGAGAUGAUGGCCAAAAAAAAUAAAUAGUUUAUUUAUUUGUUUACUUGUAUUUCUAAGUAUAUAUAGAAAUAUAUAUAGAAUACAAAUAAACAAGUAAAUAAGGGAAAUUCAAAUAUAUAUAUAUAUAUAUAUAUAUA